CAGCAUCAUCAAGAAUUUAAUUUCUAAGAAUAUACGUAAAAAUGACGAAAAUGUACAUCCUUCUAUUCAUUUUAAGUUUUGCUCUACUCUGUUCCUGUAAUACUAUUGUGCCUUUCAUCAAAGCUUGCAAAUUGAACGAAGAAGAUUGUCUCCUGACUGCUAAUAUGCAGAUCGCUUACCCGUACAUCGCCAACGGGAUUCCUGAAAUUGGAGUCCCGCCGACAGAUCCGAUGAAUUUUGAAAACCUUACAAUGUGGGCAGAUCAAGAUAAUUUCAAGUUUAUGUUGCCGCAUUUACAAAUUCGUGGAGGAAGAAGAUGUAGAGUCGUUGAAUUUAGACAACUCCGUGAUGAAUCUGCUAUGAAAUUCACCGUUGAUUGUCCAAUGAUAGGAACUGGUUCAUAUAAAUUUAAUGGAAAAAUGUUUAUAUUCGAUAUUGAUAAAGAAGGUGACUUCAGAAUGGAAACAAAUUCUUUAAGGACUACAAUCACCGCUAAAUUCGAUAAAAUAGUUAUAAAUGGAAAGAAUUACUGGAAGCUUCUGACCUAUGAAUUUUUCAGUGAGCCUAGAGAAUCCAUGAACAUAGAUUUGGCUGGACUUUUUUCAGGCGACGUCGAACAAGUUCAACCUUUAAUGAAUAUCAUCAACAAGGACUGGAUGACCAUAUGGCAAGUCGGCGAGCCCAUCGACAGUGGUAUUGUCAAGAACAUCUUCAGUGCUCUCAAAGCAUUCUUCAUUAGAGUACCAAUCGAUGAGUUUAUGCAGUAUUAG
Molecule: messenger RNA, 770 nt
Organism: Papilio polytes (common Mormon)
Lineage: Eukaryota; Metazoa; Arthropoda; Insecta; Lepidoptera; Papilionidae
Product: circadian clock-controlled protein-like
Exons: 5
Coding region: 42-770 (242 amino acids)
Source: RefSeq, a predicted model, not a curated record